Liolophura sinensis is the source of this 2254-nucleotide messenger RNA. RefSeq names its product protein THEM6-like. The transcript has 3 exons. The coding region runs from base 35 to 595 and encodes 186 amino acids. NCBI's taxonomy places the organism in Eukaryota, Metazoa, Mollusca, Polyplacophora, Chitonida, Chitonidae. The record is from RefSeq and is a predicted model, not a curated record.
UUGGUUUCUUAUCUCCCUCGGCCUUAUUCUCUACAUGUUGUUUGACGUGGCCUAUUUCAUCAGAGUUGUGAUCUUGACGUUGUACGUGAUGGGCCGUAAAAUGAUACAACCAAGACUCCAAGCUGGAUUGUUAGAAGACAAUGUUUUGAAAGUUAUUUGCUUGACAACAGAUAUGGAUUUUAACUGGCAUAUGAAUAAUGGGCGCUACUUGCGAGAGGCUGAUUUUGCUCGCUACAAGUGGUUUUUAGAAACCUCAGUUUGGGAUACCGUCAGUUCCCUGGGUGGCAGUGCUAUUACCUCCGCCAGUUCUAUACGUUACAGGAAGUCAGUGCAGCUAUUUGACAUCAUCCACCUUCACUCUAAAAUUAUAUGCUGGGACGAUAAGGCAUUUUAUAUGGAGCAGCGAUUUGAGAGGAGGCCUGACAACUUUGUAUGUGCAGUAGCCCUCGUGAAGAUAAGCCUCAUUAAAGUUUCCCCACAAAGUGUGGUGGACAAGAUAUUAGGAGUAGGAACAGAAAGCCCCCCUGUGCCUUUGGACCUGCAAAAGUGGAUAGAGUCUAACACUGCAUCUAGUGAUAAACUUAAGGCAUUAUGAUGAGGAAACAAAGUCCAUUUUGCCACAUUUGCAUUUGCAUUUCAGUUUAUUUUAAAUGCAUAAUUUAUUUGAUUUUUUGAGCCGUUUGAAAUAUUUUGCCAGUUUUAGGAUAUAUACAUGUUAAUCAUUUUUAUACCUGACCGGCAUUAGACGGAGCGUAUUAUUUUAUAGCGGAGGCCUUCGUGGCUCAGCUGGUUAGCGUGCUAGCGCAGCGUAAUGACCCAAAAUCCCCUCACCAAUGCGGUCGCUGUGAGUUCAAGUCUAGCUCUUGCUGGCUUCCUCUCCAGCUGUGGGAAGGUCAGCCAGCAACCUGCAGAUGGUCGUGGCUCCAUAAUGCUAGCUGCCGUCGUAUAAGUGAAAUAUUCUUGAGUAUGGCAUAUAAAACCAAUCAAAUAAAUAAAUGAAAUGAUUUUGUGCGUCUGUUCGUAUUCAUGCCUGGAGUAUAUCUCCAAUUGUUUUCCACAGAGAGUUUUAAUUUUUGGUGGAUACAUAGUUACACAGAUGACGAUGUGUUGUGACUCACAUUUGUUCAAUUGCGUGGUUGUUUGGUAACCGCAUAGCCAUUUUCCCUACAUACUAUACAAAUAGAUAUAAUUUUGUGUCCGGGAUAUAACUCCAACUGUUUUAAUUUUUGGUGGAUAUCUUUAUACACUCAUGACGAAGUGUCGUCACUAACAUUUGUUAAUGGCCGUUGCCAUGGUUACCAUAUCGCCAGUUUCCCUAUAUAUACUAUACAAACAGAUAUGAUUUCGAGUCUGGGCUAUAACUCCAACUGUUUUCUGCAUAGAGCUUUCAUCUUUGGUAGAUAUAUACAUACAUAUGUAGAUGGUGAUGUCUCGCGACUCACAUUUGUCCAUUUUUGGUGGACACAUUUGUCCAUUUGGGCGGUUGUCAUGGUAACCACAUAACCAACACCCAUGAAGAUUCCCCUCAGCAGUUAUACUCACCACAAUGCUGCUGGUAUUCUUUUAUACAUUUCAAACAAAUACAUUUGUUGGGUCAUAUGUUGUGAUCACCUGAAAUCUUGUUAUCAUUGCUGUUUAGAAGGUUGUGUAUAUAGUUUGUGAUUUGCCUCUCACACCAGAUAAUAGUUGUACUUUUAAUGCAUCAGUCAGGUGUGCUUUUCUGGUGUGAUGAACAUGGCCAGUAUUGUUGUAUGUGAUGUUUUCUAUUCUGUAGUAUUACAUAAUUGUCAAUCCUAUUACUAACUGAAACAAAAUUAUCACCUGUGUUAAAACCUGCAAUGGUGUAUAAUGUUAAACAUGAACUGCUGGUACAUUAAUGCCACUGUAAAUUCAAACACUUUUCAAGUCAGCUCACACCUCAGCCCAGUUUCACAAAGCGACAUACAACAUUUUUUGGAUGUACAUUUGUCGUACAGUAUUUUGUAUGUCACUGCUACUGUGCAAUUAUCAUACCUGUACCACAUCUUUGUGAAACUGAACCCAAUUGUAUUUGAACUUGCUCUUUUUGUUGAAAUAUUGAUUUUAGCGCCACUUUUCUUUCUGAUGUCGUGGCCUGACAAAUGAGUGCUUUUAUUAAUACAUUUUACAAUUUUGUUUUGUUUUUUUUACAAUGUGCAUUGUCUAUUCACAUACGUACAUUAGUUUUAUGUUUGCAAUUCUUUUUUUUUUUUGGACAAUAUACAUUUUGAUUAUU